GUCAGCGCGCAACUUUGUGUCCUACACAGCGCCAGCGGUAACACAAUUUAAACACACUUGUUACUUGCCAUCGGCCGCAGCUCGUCGCAACUCAGAUCAAACGACUCCAAAUGUGUUCAUAAAAACCAGACACUGGGUUUAAUUUGUGCCACUUGUGCCUAAAUUACUACAUCAUAGUGCCCUGUGAUGUGCCAUAUAAGAUAAUCGCCACACUUUUGGAUUAUAUUCUCUUAACACCACACCGAAAAUACUUUGUUUCAGAUUGCAGAAAUGUAUAGGCAACUAAAUGGUAAAAGAGAAGGUUUUGCGAGGACCAACAGUAUCUGCCCUACACCCGAAGAGGUUCUUCUCAAAUCGGUGCUGAAAAAUGAAGUGAGAAAUAUCACCCGCAUAGUUGAAAGUAGCCCCAACUUGCUUAGUCACAUUUACGGAGCUGAAUACAAUAAACCUAUUCUCCUAAUUGCUUGUUCUGAAGAACGGGUUAAAGCGGAAACGGUAAAAACUCUUAUAGAUUUAGGCGCCGAUCUCUACUACUCCAGUGACAUAGACGAAGAAUGGCAGGCGUUACAUUUUGCAGCUUACAGCACCAAAAGCGAGACUUUGCGGGUAGUUGUGGAGAAUUUAAGGAAUCCAGGGGAUAUCAACAUUCUCGCAAAAGGCAGCAAUGCACUCCAUAUCCUGAUUCGCUACGGAAAAAACGAUUCUCUAGAGCAAUUCGUUGAAUGUGCUAAGAUAUUGGUACGAGAAGGCAUCGACGUGAACCAAGGCGACGGAGAUGAUGUCUCCCCCAUACUAUGGGCUGCCAAGAAGGGGUUCAAGGAGAUAAUAAAAGUAAUCCUGGAAUCAAGCGAUAUACCGGUUGACAUAGAUUCUCAUAAAUCUAGAAAGGACACUGCUAGGGAUAUCAUACAGAGAAAGAACCUUUACGAUGGCAUAUUACCAGACAAAAAUGACAACCAAAACGAUAGCGACGCAAACAUUUUAUUCAAAUAUCUGCAUUCUAAGAACGAAAAUGCCUUUUUGAAUUUUAAGGGCGGUGAUAUUUUCGACUUAGUCAAUGCUGAUAACACCUCCUCAACAUUGCUGCAAGUUAGUUGCGAAAAACGUUUGAAAAGAGCUGCGGAACAUCUUAUAAACAAAGGCGCCGAUCCCAAUUCAACGACGAGCAAGAACAGAAAGACUCCGAUUGAAAUAACCACUGACAAUGGCUGCUACGAGAUUUUCGACAUUUUAUUGGACCAUCCAAAAACGCGUGUUCCUAAAUCAGUAUUAGUGACGCUAUUAAAGAACAUAGAUAACGAAGAACUUCCCGGUAUUAGCCACAGUAAAUGUUAUGAUAUCCUCUUGGAGAAACUGCAUAAACAUAGGGACCUCAUUGAUAUCAACGAGACAGAUGAAUCCAAGAACUCACCACUUCACUAUGCAGUUCGAUACUCUGAUCCUGAGAAGGUUGAAAAUCUUUUACAGUUAGGUGCGUCUUUGGGUUCGAAGAAUAAAUAUGGAGUGAUGCCCAUACAAGACAUUGAACCGGAAGUUCUAGAAAAACACUUGGAUAGUUGCAUACAAUUUGAUUUGAAAGGGAAAAAAUUCGAAAAGGAAGAUUUCUCGAUAACCUUUAACUACAACACGAUCAUUCCUCCCAGUGAGAAAAUUGAGUACAAUGUGGCAUUCGAGAACAGCGAUCCUGAAACAAACUUAAACCACAUCGUCACCCGAGAACUUGUAACUGAAACUGAAGUGAUUUCAUAUAUGAGCAAAGCUCCCGAAUUUAGGUAUCUUCUCAAGCACCCUGUGGUUGUCAGCUUUCUGUUCGUGAAAUGGCACUGUAUUCGAUGGUUAUUUUAUACGAAUCUCGCGUUUUACAUCGCUUUUGUCUUAUCUUUAGUUGUGUAUAUAUUUGUGUGGUAUGCCAACUUCAGUAAUACAGAAAACUCCUCGUUCGAAAACUUUGUUGCGAAUUUAUCCUACGGAAUAUUUUUUCUAACUUACAUAAUACUCAUAUUUCGAGAACUAUUCCAAAUGACUGUCUCACCUAACAAAUAUUUUAGAAACUUUGAAAAUUAUGUUGAAAUUAUACUCAUAUUCUUUACUGGUUGUAUAUUAUUUGUAAGUAAUCCCGUAGAUGACACUAGAAGAAUAUUAUCUUCGGUGUCGAUACUUCUAGCAGCUUUUGAACUGGUACUAAUGGUUGGUCAACAUCCAAAACUGUCCACUAACGUAGUGAUGUUGGAGACGGUUUCUUUAAAUUUCUUCAAAUUUCUUAUGUGGUAUUCACUCCUAAUAAUAGCUUUUGCGCUAAGUUUUUAUAUACUGUUUUCCGAGGCAGAAGUAGACAACAAAAAUAACACAGAAAACGAUGAUGGAGAAGAAGAUUUUUUCACGGACCCAGGAAAAUCUAUGUUCAAAACAAUUGUGAUGUUAACUGGGGAGUUCGACGCAGGUUCAUUGAAUUUUCAUCAUUUCCCAAUUACGAGCAAAAUAAUGUUCGCCCUAUUCAUCUUCAUGAUAGCCAUCAUACUGUUGAAUCUCCUCAAUGGUUUGGCGGUAAGUGACACCCAACAGAUUAAAAACAAUGCUGAGUUAGUUGGUCACAUCGCUAGAGCUCAACAUAUCCGGUAUGUUGAAAGCAUGCUCUUAGGCAAUAUUUUACCAAAGAACAUUUUCAAGAGAAUAAACGACUUUUGUUGCUGCUUCUCUGAGGCAUCGAAUUGCAAUUUUAGAAUCUCCAAACCGUUGGCAAAAAAGGCUUGUUUAUUUCCACAUUACUUGGAUUACAAACUCACUGUUUAUCCGAACAAAUAUGGUCAAAUUUAUUUAGAAAAGAGACAGUCUAUAUUCGGGAAAAAUUGUAUAGGCUCUUGUGCAUACAUAUAUUUGGAUAAGGAGACUAUAAAGAGAACAAACAGGAUCAUUCAAGAAAGAAGAGAAGCCCUGAAAGUCAAAAAAGAGGAUAAUCAAAUCCGGAGAAUUGAAAACAUCGUUAAAAUUUUGGCUGAAAACGCUGGUAAUGAUAGGAAGGAAAUUUCUGAAUUGAAUAUAAAAUUAGAUGAUAUAAUUAGACACAUUAAUGUUGAAAAUGACCAAUAAAAUGUUAUUUUUAUAUGAAAUGUAUAAUCAACAAAUGUAUAUAAUUAUUCUAUAUUGUUUAUGUCUGAACAUUAUACUUACCUAAAAUAAAAAUAUCACAAACAACUUUCAGACCA
Anoplophora glabripennis (Asian longhorned beetle) is the source of this 3203-nucleotide messenger RNA. RefSeq names its product transient receptor potential cation channel protein painless (gene pain). NCBI's taxonomy places the organism in Eukaryota, Metazoa, Arthropoda, Insecta, Coleoptera, Cerambycidae. The record is from RefSeq and is a predicted model, not a curated record. The transcript is spliced from 2 exons. Gene Ontology annotation, molecular function: monoatomic ion channel activity; protein binding. Bases 271 to 3087 code for a protein of 938 amino acids. Gene Ontology annotation, cellular component: membrane. Gene Ontology annotation, biological process: monoatomic ion transport; transmembrane transport.